Messenger RNA from Dipodomys ordii (Ord's kangaroo rat), 942 nucleotides. Its product is annotated as olfactory receptor 4A16-like. The transcript has a single exon. Gene Ontology annotation, molecular function: olfactory receptor activity; G protein-coupled receptor activity. Lineage: Eukaryota; Metazoa; Chordata; Mammalia; Rodentia; Heteromyidae. Bases 1 to 942 code for a protein of 313 amino acids. The record is from RefSeq and is a predicted model, not a curated record. Gene Ontology annotation, biological process: G protein-coupled receptor signaling pathway. Gene Ontology annotation, cellular component: membrane.
AUGAGGAACAAUGUCACAGAAUUUGUCCUCCUGGGCCUCACUCAGAAUCCUGAUGUGCAAAAAGCCUUGUUUGUCCUAUUUUCACUCAUCUACAUUGUGACAAUGGUGGGCAACCUGCUCAUCAUGGUGACCAUUAUUGCCAGUCCCUCCUUAGGGUCCCCAAUGUACUUCUUCCUUGCUUGCCUAUCACUCAUGGAUGCCGUGUAUUCCACUAAUGUUUCACCCAAGUUGAUUGUAGACUUACUCUGUGAGGUAAAGACGAUUUCCUUCCUUGCUUGCUUGGUCCAGAUCUUUACAGAGCACUUGCUUGGUGGUGCUGAGAUCUUCCUUCUGGUAAUGAUGGCCUAUGACCGCUAUGUGGCCAUCUGUAAACCAUUGCAUUAUGUGACCAUCAUGAAUCUGCGGGUUUGCUUUAUCCUGUUGGUGGUGGCCUGUACUGGAGGUUUUGCACACUCUGUGGUUCAGAUUGUCUUUGUGUACAAUCUUCCUUUCUGUGGCCCCAAAGUCAUCGAUCACUUUGCCUGUGACAUGUUCCCACUGUUGGAACUCGCGUGCACUGACACCUAUGUCAUAGGCCUCACAGUGGUUGCCAAUGGAGGCGCCAUCUGUAUGGCAGUCUUCAUCCUCCUUCUCAUCUCCUAUGGUGUCAUCCUGAAUCAUCUGAAGACUCACAGUCAGGAGGGGAGGCGCAAAGCCCUGUCCACCUGCAGCUCCCACAUCAUGGUGGUGGUGCUCUUUUUUGUUCCUUGUAUUUUCAUCUAUGUGCGACCUGUCUCCAACUUUCCCAUCGACAAGUCCCUCAGUGUCGUGUUUAUGAUCAUCACUCCUGUGCUGAACCCUUUGAUAUACACCUUGAGAAAUUCAGAGAUGAAAAAUGCUAUGAACAAACUCUGGUGUAGACAGUUAACCACGGGUGGAGGAGGCUUCAAUCUCCCACAGUGA